AUGGCCAGCGCCGGUUCGGAUCUGGAGCUCCUGCUGGAGGAGCAGCGUCCAGAGACCAGCAGCUUUACGUUUCCGCGGCGCAUGGCCUUGGCGCUGGGCUUCCUGGGGCUUCUGGCAGUGGGCAUUGUGGGCAUCGUGGCCCGCGGCACAACCCGCGGCCUGCGCAGCAAGUCGGGCGCUUUCGUGGUCUUGGAUGCCGACACUGCCGACUGCUUCGAGGCCUCCACCUACUACAGCGGCCCGAUCAAGAUGGCUGGAACGGAAAGGACCAGCGAGAUGACCCAGGAGGCUUGCCAACAGCGUUGCCUUUCCGUUGACGGCUGUGCGCACUUCACCUUCUGGCCUGAUGGGGGCUGCCUGUUGACAGAUGAGUCAUCAGUUGCCUCACCUGCCCCGGAGAAGCAUGCAGACACCGUAUCCGGACCACCAUACUGCGGGGAGAAGCCGGCAACGGCAGAAACCGAUGUUGCCAUUGACGCUGAAGAUGGGGAGGAGAAGGCAAGUGUUGAGACUCCUACACUUGCUCCGGUUCCCACGGUGGCGCCCAUUCCUGGCAUCAACGGCACGACGUGUGCCAAGUACCCUGCCUGUGUUGCUCACGGAAUCGAGGAGGGGAACUGCUGCCCCAACGAUGAUAACGUGGCACUUGGUUGCUGCAUGGGAUUUCCACCAGUGGUCGCCGCGCCGAAGAUCGCCGCUGGGACGGAAUGCUCAUCCUUUCCUUCAUGCGUUGCGCUCAACAUCACAGGCGCUUGCUGCCCGACUCCUGAUGGCACACGCCUGGGCUGCUGUGACUCGAUCUAG
Messenger RNA from Symbiodinium sp. CCMP2456, 804 nucleotides. The record is from the annotation of a GenBank genome assembly. NCBI's taxonomy places the organism in Eukaryota, Dinophyceae, Suessiales, Symbiodiniaceae.